Dendrobium catenatum is the source of this 926-nucleotide messenger RNA. RefSeq lists its product as uncharacterized. Lineage: Eukaryota; Viridiplantae; Streptophyta; Magnoliopsida; Asparagales; Orchidaceae. The transcript has 2 exons. Bases 94 to 534 code for a protein of 146 amino acids. The record is from RefSeq and is a predicted model, not a curated record.
ACAAAACGAGGCGACCGAAUGAACUUCUUGUAAGAAAGCUCUUUUCUUUGGACUGUCCUCGCUUCGCCUUCUCUGUGGACAACGGUGGAUUCCAUGGGAUUCUUCCGCAGGAUCGGCACAAUCCUAGGGUUUGUGAAGGACGAGGCCCACGCCGUUGGGGAAGAGGACGGGGACAAGCUCAAUGACAGCGCGCAGCGACGGCCGGGGCGAGGAUUUAGCGUGCAGGUACCUGUUGCUGCUGAGAAGCCCAGCCUCGGUCCCGUCAUCAUCCCAUGUAGCGUUGGGGAAGGAGGAGUCCAGGGUUUCAGGUGGUACAGUCGACGGCUGAGAGUAGACGAAGAUGGAGAUGUGGCCGAUGAAUUCCUUGAUGAGAUUCAGCCACCUACAACCUCUGGUGAUGAAAUCCAAGCCUCAAAACCUAGAUUUGAGGUUAAGUACACAACCAGGCCGGCGCCAUUGAGGAAACAUGCAAUCUCCAUUGCUGGCAAUGUUCAUCCUUGCAUGGAACACCAGGGAAUGUUGAGGUGGGUGUGAAAGAGAGAACUUCCCACCUUUGCUUUCACAAAUGGUCUCUGUCAAUAUACAGACGAUGAUACACUCUGAAGACUAGAACUAAAAGACCCACAGAGCUUACGAAUGGCAGAAAGGUGUCUGUAGCUGUGAUUUCUGAUCUAAUUCCAUGGGUGCAGUAGAGAUGAUGUUUUGAAUGGUACAGAUAAAUAUUGCCAGUAAACUCUUGUACACAACUUGUAUUGGUAGAAAACAGGUUAAAUACAAAAUUUGAGACUGGAGAUUGCAGGAAAGAAAUGGCAGAAGUAGAUGUUCUUUGUUGGCAUGAAAUAAUUAUUUGAUUUAGUGAUUUAGUUUGCUAUCCUAUGUUGGGAUUUGUACUGCUCUUUUUUAUAAAGUAAAAUUUAUAUGAAAAA